AUGGCCGAUCCCGAUGUCGUUCGCCGACAUCUAGUGAACAACGGUGAAUCAAGUGCAUUGAGCACAAGCUUGAAGCAUGCGGCAAAAGGUCAGCUCGGAGGCGGAGGAAUUGACGAUGAAUUCAGUUCCCUGCAGUUACAAGGUGGAGAUAUCACUCGUCAGGUCUACAGAUGGCAAGAGAGUGCUGCUGCGGAGGCAGCCCAGGCGGCUUUGAAGAAGGGAAGGUCGUUGUCGUACUCUGAACCACGAAUGGAUGAGACGGGUGACGAGACGUUGCGCGCCUUGCACAUGCCUGGAGGGUUCCGAAGAAACUUCAUCGCACAAAGGCAUGCCCAGAAUGCGGAGGACGAGGACGGCCCUAGUCAACCUCGUCCCCAGCUCCACCGUCCGGCUCUAACGAAGCAGCCAACGUUCCUCACCAGAAACUUCAUCGAGUUCCUGACUCUCUACGGCCACUUUGCAGGUGAGGAGUUGGAGGAGGAGGAGGAAGAGGAUGAGUACGGAGAGGACGUGGCAGAAGAAGGACGAGCUGUUGCCCCUGAAGGACUCGAUGACAGACAACCACUGCUCGCCAGUCCACGGAAAGCCAGGGCGCACGCUCGUGCACAACAACAGGGCAAUGCCACUGUCACGAAGGCGGUCUUGCUCCUUCUCAAGUCUUUCGUAGGAACGGGUGUUCUUUUCCUUCCCAAGGCCUUCUUGAACGGUGGUAUGCUGUUUUCGUCUCUCUUCCUCCUGGGUAUCUCCGCCGUCUCUUUGUACUGUUUCCUACUCCUGGUGAAUGCUAGACUCGUCAUUCCAGGCAGUUUUGGUGACAUUGGAGGUGCACUUUUUGGACCAAAGAUGCGAUCUGCUAUCCUGUUUUCGAUCGCUAUCUCGCAAAUCGGAUUCGUGUGUGCGUACACUAUCUUCACGGCAGAGAACUUGAGUGCGUUUGUUUCCGCUGUGACCGACUGCCGUGUCAAGAUCGACAUUAUCUGGAUGUUCCUGCUUCAGUUGAUCAUUUUCAUGCCUCUGGCCAUGAUCAGGGAUAUCAACAAGCUCAGUGGAACUGCUUUGGUGGCCGACUUUUUCAUCCUGUUGGGUCUAUUGGGACUGUACUACUACGACAUCCUGACCUUGUCAACGAAUGGACUGGCUGAUAUUGAGUUGUUCAACGCCAACGACUUUACGCUCUUCAUCGGUACUGCCGUCUUCACGUUUGAGGGUAUCGGCUUGAUCAUCCCGGUGCAGGAGGCCAUGGCGAGACCAGAGAAGCUUCCGAAGGUCUUGUCAGGUGUGAUGCUCCUCAUUACCGUGGUCUUCACUUCCAUAGGAGUUUUGAGUUAUGCCGCCUACGGAUCCAGUGUGAAGACCGUUGUCCUUCUCAACCUUCCUCAGGACAGCAAGUUCGUGAACUCAAUGCAGUUCUUGUACUCGUUGGCUAUCCUCCUUUCGACACCGUUACAGUUGUUCCCGGCCAUCCGUAUCAUGGAGCAAUCAUUGUUCACGAAGAGUGGAAAGUACAGCAGCUUGAUCAAAUGGGAGAAGAACCUCUUCCGGUUCGCCCUUGUCAUGUUCUCGACGCUGAUAGCCUGGCUCGGUGCUGCGGACCUGGACAAGUUCGUUUCGCUCAUCGGAUCCUUGGCAUGCGUGCCGCUCGUCUACAUCUAUCCACCGAUGCUGCACUACAGGGCAUGCGCCAAUACCAGAUGGGCCAAACUUGCAGACAUCGCCAUGGGGAUUGCAGGAGUCGGAGUCAUGGUCUACACUACGUCUACGACAAUUCAGAGCUGGGCGGACAAGAGCGCACCUGCCCCCGGUUAUUGUGACAGCCGUUAG
Messenger RNA from Saitoella complicata NRRL Y-17804, 1821 nucleotides. RefSeq lists its product as uncharacterized. Bases 1 to 1821 code for a protein of 606 amino acids. Gene Ontology annotation, biological process: amino acid transmembrane transport. Gene Ontology annotation, molecular function: amino acid transmembrane transporter activity. The record is from RefSeq and is a predicted model, not a curated record. Lineage: Eukaryota; Fungi; Ascomycota; Saitoellomycetes; Saitoellales; Saitoellaceae. The transcript has 3 exons.